UUUUAGAUAGAUCAGGCCUAUAUUAACCAAAAGUAAACCAACUAUUCUAAUCAAACGACCCAUGACUCAUUCGAAUCAGACCAGAAAGUUUGGUUCGAAUCCCGGUUUUGACCAUCCAUCUGUCCCAUAACGCCAGAAGCCGCUAACUGAGAGCCAACACACUCUUCAUCGGCUCACAUGCCCGCCUGAAGCCGCUGGUCUCCGUCGCCUGUGCCGUGUUUCCCGCUGUACCUUGCAGGUUCGUAGUUUCUUCAGUCUAUGCACUCUCAAUCUACAAUGAUUGUGCCUGGGUUAACCGCUAGCCCAUUGAGAUACAGUUUUCACCCAUCUGUACGAUGUCUGGGGUUCCCUACCAAGAAUGUUCUGGUGUUUACAGAUGUAAUGAGAAUGCGGCGAAACGAUACAAGGAAAUUCAAAUUAGAGCGAAAUCAUCUAGUCAAGUGUUCAAUGUCAGCUUACUAUGGGGAUUCCAUGGGUGAUGCUGGUGCUCACUUUCCUAGGAUCAACAUAACGGAUCCAUAUAAACGACUUGGAAUCAGCAGGGAGGCUUCUGAAGAAGAAAUCCAAUCCGCUAGAAACUUCCUAAUAAAAAAAUAUGCCGGUCAUAAACCGAGUGUGGAUUCGAUUGAAUCGGCUCAUGAUAAGAUAAUCAUGCAGAAAUUUUAUGAAAGGAAGAACCCAAAAAUAAAUAUUAAGAAAAAGGUGAAAGAAUUUACCCAAUCCAAGUCUGUUCAGGUGGUUGCAAGCAGGUUUCGCACUCCAGCUACAUCUUUCUUGAUAAAAACAUCCAUUGCUUUCGUUGUUAUUGGAGCCAUGACAGUUCUGUUUCCGACUGAAGAAGGCCCAACUCUUCAAGUCGCCAUUUCUCUUAUCACCACCUUGUAUUUCAUUCAUGCCCGUCUAAGGAGCAAACUUAGAGCUUUUCUUUAUGGAGUUGGUGGAUUUAUUUUCUCGUGGCUACUUGGGACAUUCUUGAUGGUAUCUUUGGUACCACCUAUACUUAAAGGACCCAGGAGUUUGGAGGUUACAACUUCUCUCAUAACCUAUUUCCUGUUGUGGGUUGCUUCGACAUAUCUCAUAUAACUUGCCACCACCCGAUUUUGUAAGCUAAUAGGAAUAUGGCUGGUUGAGUACUUCUUCUGGUGUUCAAAGCAGAGUCUAAGUUAUGCAAUGUGUACACAUCGCCCCACCAUUUGACUAUCGUAUCUUAUUGAAAUCGUGUUGUCCUUUUUAUGAAUGUUUAGCGGCCAUUAUUGAUUUUUUAGCCUCAUAUGAUUAUCUUUCAUUGUCCUUUCAUUCUCUGAAAUGUAGGCAGCCGAAUUUUUGGAGUUUUUUUUUUGUUUUGUUAAUUAUUAUUGUGUGUGGGGAAGUUCUUUUAAAAGUGUAUAUGCUUACAUCAUAUUGAGCUUCACUACCCAGAUGGCAAUAAGGGGAUAUAUAACUAAUAUAAGUAUUGCUCCAACCUUACAUGAAUGUAACAUAUACUCAAUGCAUUUACACCAG
Messenger RNA from Cuscuta epithymum, 1503 nucleotides. The record is from the annotation of a GenBank genome assembly. NCBI's taxonomy places the organism in Eukaryota, Viridiplantae, Streptophyta, Magnoliopsida, Solanales, Convolvulaceae.